AUUUCCGACAACAGCAAAAACGUCAUUUCCUAUUCCAUUCUAUGUAAGGAGAUAGAAAGUUGUUUCCAAUUUAUGAGUUGGAAGUAAUAAUACUUAUAAGUGUUUUAUAUAAAUUAAUUUUACUUUAUAUUUAAAAAUUAAAUGAAAUGUAAAAAAAUAUUUAUAUGUUCUAAACUUGAUUAUAUUUGAAAUAAUUUAACUUAAAGAAACUUCAGCAUGUAUACAAGAAGCAGACAGAGUCAAGGCUAUGCCAAUAUGAGAAACCAAAAUAGUUCAAAUGUGGGAUAUCAAGGUCAAAGCACUUACAAUCAGCAAGGCAGUUUUCAAGGAACACAAUCUUCUCCAAAUCAGCAAAAUAAUUACAAACAAGGAAGUGCACAAAAUUCACAAUCAUUUAAACCGCAGCAACAGCAGCAACAACCACAAAUACAACAAGUAGCAGCAAGGAACUUACAACAAGGGAAACCUCAACAGGCACAGGUGCAACCAGCAACAUUAAGGAAUUUGCAACAAGGGAAAUCUCAACCACAACAACAAUUGCCACAAUCACAAAUUAAGCAACCUCAACAAUCAAUUACAAAUUCUUCUCAAUCUCAAUCUCAGCCACAACCUCAAUCUCAAUCUCAAUCACAAUCUCAAUCUCAAUCUCAAUCUCAAUCACAGCCUCAAUCACAAUCUCAAUCUCAGUCUCAACCUCAACGAUUAAAACCAAUAUUAAAACAACCUUCUCAACAACAAACUGCAGCAAUUGCGCAAAAUAAUCCUAUUUCAUCAUCUCAAUCAUUAGUUUCCACUCCAACAUCUCCUUUAACAACUAAUUCUAAUCCUACACUGCCAAGUAAUAUAUGUGAAGUAAAAAAUGAAAAUCAAGUGCCUGAAAAUACAGAUAUGGAAAUACAAGAUCAACAUCCAAGAUGGAGGCGUAAGGCACCUGGAUUUAGGGUAAAUAAAAGACUAAAACGACUUCGUUUAAAUCAACGUCUAAGAAAAACAUUGCAACCAAAAAAUGCAAUUAUGGUAUUAAAUGAAAUGAAACCUGGAGUGCAAUUUACAUUUCCUGAAACUCAAGGACCUAUGCCAAAUUCUCUAUAUCUUGUUCAUGCAGAGCUUGAUGGUAAAACCUAUGUUGGACAAGGAUUAUCUAAGCCACUUGCUCGUCAGAACGCUGCUGAAAAUGCAUUGAAGGCUUUAUUACUUGAAAAAAUGACAGCUGCAACUAUGAAAGCACGUAUGGAUGCUGAAUCAGAUGGGCAAAUAAAUCAAGCUAUAGAAUCAUCUAAUACAUCAAAAGAAGAUAAUAAUGAAGAAAGUGGAACACCAAUGGAUAUUAGUAUUGAUGAAAGUGAUGAAAUUCCAUGGAGUUCUUUAGCUAGCUUUGCAUUGUAUAAACUUUUCCUUGAAUGGCAUAAUCAAGGAACAUCAGUUCCAGUUCCAAGACCAGGAUUACCAUCACCUGUUAAAGGAAGCAAACGAGAGAUUUCUCAUGUCCAAAAAACUCCAGUUCAAAAAGAACUUCCGCCCAAUGCAACAAACAUACAUCCUGUUAUGUUAUUAAAUCAAAUGAGACCAGGUUUAACAUAUGUAGAACUCAAUCGUGUUGGCAAUCCACCUAACACAAUGUUUACUCUUGCUGUUGAUAUUGAUGGGAUUGAAUAUACGGGAACAGCAAAAAACAAGAAAGAUGCGAAGAAAAUAGCAGCAAAAUCUGCACUUUUUGCUUUAUAUGGUUUAAACUAUCCAGAUGAAACCACGCCAAUAAUCCAAGAUCAACCAAUGGUUUAAAAAAUAAUAUUAAUUUUUAUAAUAUGUAAAUUGUGAUACUAUAUCAUAGUGUUACUUAUUUUACAAUGAAAAUUUUUAUUCAUAUAUUAUAUGAAUUAUUGCAUAUUAAAAAAAAAAUUCAAGAAAUUUAAUAAUUGCAAAUAUCAUACAUCAGUCUAGAAUAUCAUAUCAGUAUAAAAGAUUUAUGGAAAUAUUUUUUUUUAUAAUUUUGCAUUAUAAUAUAUGUAAUAAUAUAAUGAAUAUAUUAUAAAUAAGUCACAAUAAUCAAUA
Apis dorsata (giant honeybee) is the source of this 2052-nucleotide messenger RNA. Its product is annotated as double-stranded RNA-specific editase 1-like. NCBI's taxonomy places the organism in Eukaryota, Metazoa, Arthropoda, Insecta, Hymenoptera, Apidae. Bases 217 to 1782 code for a protein of 521 amino acids. Gene Ontology annotation, cellular component: cytoplasm; nucleolus. The transcript has 6 exons. Gene Ontology annotation, molecular function: tRNA-specific adenosine deaminase activity; double-stranded RNA binding; double-stranded RNA adenosine deaminase activity. Gene Ontology annotation, biological process: RNA processing; adenosine to inosine editing. The record is from RefSeq and is a predicted model, not a curated record.